AUGGUGACGGUGGAGGACCCUGUUUACAUUCAUGGUGGUCAGUACCAUCUGCUAGGGGUGAAUGUGAGAGAGAAGCCCCAAGUGGAAGAGUCUCUUAGUGGGGCUGAUCUAGAUUCCCCUACCCUGCUAUUGUCUGAAGUGGUGCUCACCUACACGGAGACACAGUUGUUAUUGUACUUUUUCUCUUGACCCUGGUCGGAUGCUGUUAUUGGCUGGGCUGCAAGGCUCCUCCCCAAGUUGCCAUUUGUGAUGUACGAAUAGAUCAGCCCCCACAACCCCUUUGGUCGAGUCAUGCACGACUGAAAGCUACUGCUGCUACCUAAAGCAGCCAUAUAAAUGUACUCUACCUCUGUUAAAUAAGUGUUGUUAAGUGUGUGGGCUGAGUGUUGUCUACAUGGUUGGGAACAGUGUCUGGAUAUGAAUGAGUUCUACCUGGGUCUGAUACCACAGAAGGAGACACGCGGAGUAGAGAGCCUGGAACCAUUCGAUGCGUUUGAGCCGCCUCCCCUGGCUGUGAGGCCCGUGGUUGGGGAGAUGUGUGUGGAGGGUCUGGGGAUGCCCCUGGGUCCUGGGCUGGUGCUGCUCAGUGGGGGCUCAGGCUGGGGGGGUAGAGAGGAUACUACAGCCAGGGUCCUCAUCAGAGCCAAGGGUGGCUGGAGAUGUGCCUGUGUGAAAUCAUCCAAUGACUGGGGUGUCAUACUGUAUCACACAGUAACAUCUGUGCCUGGGCGGGGAGCUGUGUUUGGUGGCCGCUCCUCCCCACUCAACCCAAUCAGAACCCUCCUCAGAGUGACCUAUGACAAUGCAUCAGUGAGGCUAUCCUUGAAGAAAAUGACGUGUAGUGGCACGCCUCAACCAAGAUGGAGGCACACUCUGACCAUGGGGGUUGCUUCUGCUGUACCCUGGCCUCUCAUGCUGCACUCCUUCUGCUCGGCACUCCUCUGCUCGGCUCUCCUGGGCGACUCUGACCAGUCGACAACGAUGGCUCUGAUUGGUGGGGAAGGAAACUGCUUCUCUGUUGUGACUCAUCACAACCCUCACCCCAUCAGUGUAGACCUGAAACCUGUUCUAUAA
Messenger RNA from Oncorhynchus mykiss (rainbow trout), 1074 nucleotides. NCBI's taxonomy places the organism in Eukaryota, Metazoa, Chordata, Actinopteri, Salmoniformes, Salmonidae. The record is from RefSeq and is a predicted model, not a curated record.